This is a messenger RNA of Haemonchus placei, 1575 nucleotides long. NCBI's taxonomy places the organism in Eukaryota, Metazoa, Nematoda, Chromadorea, Rhabditida, Trichostrongylidae. The record is from the annotation of a GenBank genome assembly.
AUGUUGACAUUUCAUAUCGGCUACUACUGGUCCGCUGGCUAUCUAAAGGGUUUGCUUUGCUUGCUUCAAAAUUUUGAGGCUUUCCUUAAGCCACUAUGGAAGAUGAACAUGAACAUGAACAUACGGGCCAGUUUUCCGCUGAAGACCGCAGUGAACAAGUAAAUUCUCAGGACUGUUCGGAAAUGGAACAACAAUACGGUCAGUAACUCUUUGCAAUGCAUGGCUUCAAGAUCGAGUGACUCGCCGGAAGCACCGUCCGAACACCUUUCCGCAGAGUCGAACGCAUGCUGUGGGACGAUGGAAGAUUCCUUUGAGGAUCAUGAUUCUCUCCAAAUUGUCGACGAUGGCCAAGAGCCUGUGCCAUCGCCUUCUUCUGGUUAUGCAGACAAGUUCUCUGCUGUCAAUGAAACGAGUGACGAUGGUAAGCUGCAUCGUUCACUGCAAAUAUUGUGGUCAAGAUUACGGAAGGAGGGGUGCAUCGUGGAUGCUGCUCAGGUCAAGCCUACACGCAGGAAACUAAAAUGUUUUGUGGAUCGUUGCGUAUACAAGGGUGGCCCGUUUGACAGCAUACAAUUGAGAUGCACUCUCCCAUCUAAAGUUGAACUCGCCAUCCAGUGGAUUUGUAUCUGUGUGUCGGACAUCAGUCGCCAAAACGACUACAUCAUCAAAUUCAUCAACCAUCUUAGAACUGCUACCGGUGAAUCGUCACCACCAACUCUUAUCGCUUCACGUGAACAGCUGAUAUCUUUCCCUUUUCGAGUGUGUUGCCGUCAUUUUUCUACAGAACCCGGUGAUCCAGGUACUCAUAUAGCGCCCAUGUAUCAUCUUCCCGGCAAGUUGCCAAUUUCUCGAGAUGAGUUGCAGUCAAAAUUACGUCGUCGCUAUUUAUUCCUGUCUGAAAUGGGCUAUGAAGAUCUCGAAAUAGACAAAUUAGAGCCUAAUGGUGUUUUGCCACUACCUUCAGAUGGUCCGCUUUCCUGCAGUGUUCCAGGCUGUCGUUAUAAAUCCACCGACAUUUCUAUUUUCACUGGCAGAUGCAUGAAGAUGUUCACAGUUCCAGUAAAUAGUGUUGACCAUGGAAAGUGGCGCAUAGCCAUACAAAUGGGCCUUGGUUUGCCUAUUCCGUUUAAUUUCACUUUGCCGGAGGGUGCACACAUCUGCGAAAUGCAUUUCACGGAUGGAAAACGCUAUUCGAGAGGUGUUAUGAAGGAUCCCUCCGUAUUUCGCCGGCUGAUUACAGACGGUAUCAACAGUUCACUAAAUCGGUUGGGGCCCCUUCGUUUGGGACGAUGUGCUGUUAAUAAUUGCAUCUAUAACGAAGAGGACACUGUUUGUGUUCCUUUCCCUAAAUCGAAAGAUCCUCUUUACGCUCGAUGGGUCAUCGCUCUUUCUGAAGCUGACGAAUCCUUCCGGUACAAAGAAGGCAUAGCUGUUUGUACGCGGCAUUUUUCGAAUAAAGAAAGCGCUGGCCUUAUUCCAGCAUUGUACCUUGGAAAUGAAGCUUGGACGGAUCGUCUUGGAAAUCGAUCGCGUCUAAAGAAAAGGUGUGUUGCUUCGAUUCUAUUUGUCAAAUAG